UAAUAAAUCCAAAACUUCAACACUACAUCAACUCAAAACAUGUUUCGGUUUUAUGGCUUUCUCAACAAGAUCAUAUUUUUCGCCUUCAGCUUUAUUAGAGACGUUCCCUCGCUGGAUUAAUAAUGGUCGCCAACAAGAUUGCCAUGAAUUUUUGAAGCAAGAAGAGUCUAAUCAGUCUGUAUCUAACAAAAGACCGCGACUUGACAUGGAAAAUCAAUCUGCACCUCGAAUUAAUUAUAAUGAAAUGCCUAUUUCUGCAUUCUGUGGUACAUUGGAAAAUACAAUAAAAUGUUUAUCAUGUGGUAAUAAAUCAAGAACAAAGGAAGAUUUUCAUGAUCUUACAUUGUCACUCAAAGCUGAAAAUGAAGUCGAUAAACUUUCACUUGAUGACAUGUUAUUUGAGUUUUUUACUCCAGAAGAGUUAAAUGAAGAUAAUCAAUAUUUUUGUGACAAAUGCAACGGGUUACAAGAUGCAGUUAAGACAACGCAAAUAAUUGUCCCUCCGCGUUAUUUGAUCUUAUCGCUUAAUCGAUUUGAAUAUGACAAGAGAUAUGCAAGAAGAAUAAAAAUCAUGACUCCUAUAGUGGUCUGCGUCAAUAAGGUUACGCCUCAAGAUACUCUUUCUUUAACGUAUGUUCCAGACACGCUUGAACGUAGUUCAAAAAAUGAGUCAAAUUACACUAAUGCCGAAAUACAUCAAAUGAACGGAACAGCUGAUUUAAAAACAAAUGGCAAUGGUAGUAUUUGCUAUGAUACAGAUAGUGACAUGGAUAGUGAAAUGAACAGUGAUUCGAAUAUCGUAUACAAUAGCGACUUCGAAGAGAUUAUUGGAGACAAAGUGGAAUAUGAUUUGUCUGCAUUUGUUGUACAUUCUGGGACAUCUGCUGAAUAUGGACAUUACUAUACUUACGCAAAAGAUGAAGAGGACGGUAAUUGGUAUCAUUUAAACGAUAACUUUGUGAUAACUUCUACAUGGUCGAAAAUCAAAGAUGAGGGUGAAGAUUACAAAUCUGAUACUCCAUAUCUUUUUUUCUUUCGGCAGAAAAAUUUGAACAAUGAUGAUUUAGGCGAGAUUCCUCAAUCACUAGUUCAAGCGGUCCGGAAAAGUGAUAAUCAGGGCUAUUCUGAUAGUGGUUUUUCAUUUUAUGAUUCGGAAAACAAAGAAAAUGAAGAUGAUAGUGAAUUGAAAGAUAAAACUGCAAUAGAUUUUAAUAGAUUUGUGUCAUAA
Messenger RNA from Dentiscutata heterogama, 1228 nucleotides. The record is from the annotation of a GenBank genome assembly. NCBI's taxonomy places the organism in Eukaryota, Fungi, Glomeromycota, Glomeromycetes, Diversisporales, Gigasporaceae.